UCCUCCGCGGCUUCCGGUGCAGCGUUGGGGCAGUAGGAGCGCGCGGUGUUAUGGACCGUAACCCGUCGCCGCCACCCCCGAAUCGGGAAGAUGAGGAUGCCGAGGUGGCCGGGGUAGACUGCAUCGGGAGCACCGUCUACAGCAAGCACUGGCUCUUCGGUGUCCUCUCCGGGCUCAUCCAGGUUGUUACACCUGAAAACACCAACUCCAACCCAGAUGGUGAGGAGCAGCAGAUGGAGCUUGAUGAAGAAAUGGAGAAUGAAAUUUGCAAAGUAUGGGAUAUGUCAAUGGAUGAGGAUGUGGCCUUAUUUCUGCAAGAAUUUAAUGCUCCUGACAUAUUUAUGGGAGUACUGGCCAAGUCCAAGUGUCCUCGAUUAAGAGAAAUCUGUGUGGGAAUUUUAGGUAAUAUGGCCUGCUUCCAGGAGAUAUGUGUGUCCAUCAGCAGUGAUAAAAAUCUUGGGCAGGUGUUACUGCACUGUUUGUAUGAUUCAGACCCGCCUACUCUGCUGGAGACAAGCAGGUUGUUGCUUACUUGCCUUUCCCAGACAGAAGUGGCCAGUGUCUGGGUUGAAAGGAUCCGGGAAUAUCCAGCUAUUUUUGAUAGCAUUUGUUUCAUCAUGUCAAGUUCAACAAAUGCUGACUUGCUGGUGAAGGUGGGGGAGGUUGUGGAUAAGCUCUUUGAUUUGGACGAGAAACUAAUGUUGGAAUGGAUUAGAAAUGGGGCUGCUCUGCCUCUGGACCAACCGCAGGAAGAUUCUGAAGAGCAGCCGGUGUUUAAGAUCGUGCCCUGUGUCCUGGAAGCUGCCAAACAAGUACGUUCUGAAAACCCAGAAGGGCUUGAUGUUUACAUGCAUAUCUUACAGCUGCUGACCACAGUGGAUGACGGAGUUCAAGCAAUCGUACAGUGUCCUGAUACUGGGAAAGACACUUGGAAUUUACUUUUUGACCUGGUCUGCCAUGAAUUCUGCCAGUCGGACGACCCGCCCAUCAUCCUACAAGAACAGAAAACGGUGCUGGCCUCUGUUUAUUCCGUGUUGUCGGCCAUCUAUGCUUCGCAGGCCGAACAGGAAUACCUAAAGGCAGGAAAAGUUGAUCUUCCUCUAAUUGACAGCCUAAUUCGGGUGUUAGAAAAUGUGGAACAUUGUCAGAAGAAAUCAGAAAACUCAACAGAGUCUAACCCAGAAGGAACUCAAAAGCCUGAUUUAACCCAAGAUGACUUCCACUUGAAAAUCUUAAAAGAUAUUUCGUGUGAAUUUCUUUCUAAUAUUUUGCAGGCAUUAACAAAGGAGACCGUGGCUCAGGGACUAAAGGAGGGCCAAUUAAACAAACAGAAAUGUUCCUGUGCAUUUCAAAACCUGCUUCCUUUCUAUAACCCUGUGGUGGAAGACUUUAUUAAAAUCCUGCAUGAAGUGGACAAGGCCUUUGCUGGUGACCUGGAGGAAAGCUUCCCGAGUUUGAAGGUUCAGACUUAACAACUGAGUUGGAAUUUGUUCUGUCCAAGAAAUAAACUGCUUUUUUAGAAGUUGAA
Chinchilla lanigera (long-tailed chinchilla) is the source of this 1528-nucleotide messenger RNA. It is a transcript of the gene Saal1, whose product is annotated as serum amyloid A-like 1. The transcript is spliced from 12 exons. The record is from RefSeq and is a predicted model, not a curated record. NCBI's taxonomy places the organism in Eukaryota, Metazoa, Chordata, Mammalia, Rodentia, Chinchillidae. Bases 51 to 1472 code for a protein of 473 amino acids.